UCGACUACGGGGGAAAAGUGAUCGGUGAUCUGCGCCCCUAAUUUUGCAGAUCUUCUCGCCUUUUCCUCGUCCUCCUCCGUCGCAAGAAAAGUUUCAAGGGUUCAUCUUCUUCUCCUGUUCGUCUCGAAUCGAUCGAUUCGUUCUUCUUGGGCCUCGGCUACGGCCGGAGGGGGAUUCCGCGACCAUUCCCGCGAGAUCUGGUGCUCGUGAUCGUAUCUUGAGCUGGAAGAUUACGUGACAGCAAAUAAGGUUGUGGAGUGGCAUAGCAUGUUUAAGCAAGAACCUUGAUAUUGCCAUCACAUGUUGUUAUCUUUUCACAUUAUUUGUUCUUUCCAAUCAUUGGAUGUCUUUGUUAUUAUUCUCUGGCUAAUCUAAUAAUCUGAUGUUAUCCUUGACCCUUCUAGUGAUCAACUUAUACGCACUGCAUUCGUGGAUAACUUUGAUAUUUUCAGGAGUGCAGAACUUGAUUCAAUCAUUUCUACUGUAUAAAGAGUUUGCAUAUGCACUAUGGGCUUUGCCUACAGUUCGAGAAGACCUGAACGCCAAUGACUAAAACAAUGAUGUGCAAGAGUCGACCUUCAAAAAAGUCUUGAACUGAUUUAUCUCGCUAUAGAAGAGCUCCUCAUCAUCAUUGAUCCAUGGGGGAGUGGAUUAUUGGAGCAUUUAUUAAUAUAAUUGGGAGUAUUACUAUAAACUUUGGGACUAACCUUCUAAAAUUGGGUCAUGAUCAGCGAGAGAAGCAUUAUAUGCCUAGCUGUGAUGGAACCAAUAGCAAAGUUAAUGUGAAAUCAAUUAUACAUUUCCAGACCUGGAGAAUUGGCAUUCUUUUGUUUGUUUUCGGGAACUGCCUCAACUUUGUUUCCUUUGCAUAUGCUGCACAGUCACUUCUUGCAGCAUUGGGAUCAAUUCAGUUCAUAUCUAAUAUUGCAUUUGCUUACUUUGUGCUCAGUAAGACAGUGUCAGUCAAGGUCAUGGUAGCAACAACUUUUAUUGUUUUUGGCAACAUUUUCUUAGUGUCUUUUGGAAACCACCAGUCACCUGUAUAUACACCAGAGGAGUUGAUUGCAAAAUACAGCAGCAUGGUUUUUCUUCUCUAUUGCUUGACUUUGUUAUUGAUAGUUGGUGUUAACCAGUACUUUUACAGGACAGGAGAAGCAUAUCUUUCAGUUUCUGAUCCAGUGAGUUCCUAUUGGCGGACUUUGCUUCCAUUUUCUUAUGCCACUGUUUCUGGUGCUGUGGGUUCUUGCUCAGUGUUAUUUGCAAAAUCCUUGUCUAAUAUGCUAAGACUGACCAUGAGCAGCAACUAUCAGUUCCAUAGCUGGUUUACAUAUUGUAUGCUGUUGUUGUUCUUUAGCACGGCAGGAUUUUGGAUGGCAAGACUGAAUGAAGGGUUGUCUCUUUUCGAUGCAAUCCUCAUUGUUCCCAUGUUUCAGAUUGCAUGGACCUUCUUCUCUAUCUUUACAGGAUUUGUGUAUUUUCAAGAAUAUCAAGUAUUUAACACAUUAAGAAUAACUAUGUUUGUAGUGGGGAUGACAUUUGUAUUUAUUGGCAUUUCUUUAUUAGCACCUGAUGAUUCUAAAGGAAGUGAAACAAAGGAUUCUUCUUUGCCUUCUUCAGCUCAAGACCUUCCAACUGAUAUGAACAGGGGCGCCAUGCUACUACCAUUAGAAGAUCCUGAAAUAAGUGAUGUGAGGUCACUUGCACAAGCAGUGCUUACUAAAGUGAAGUUUAUUCUGUUGAAGGCAAAGGCAGCUGGUUCUCUCUCACUCGGUCUUGGUGAUGAGUCAAUUAGCGCUUCUUCGGUACUUGUAAUGCCUAUGGUGUCUUCAAGAACAACAGGUUUCAGAGGAACUAAUUAUGAUCGAGCAAAGUUCAUUCCUCUUAGAAACACAGAAUGGGGUAAACCUUCAAUAGAUGAUAACGAUCCAGAAACGAGGGACACGAGGACUUUGCUGCCUUAAUUUUGCCGGUGUGGGGGGACCGGUGGAAGCGAAUCUUGUUGUUCCUUCAAAUGUUUCUUUCAUUAUCUCCUUGUAACAUGAAUGUAUAGAUAUAUUAAUCUUCCCCCAUUUAACUGUCUAGUGUGUAACGAGAAUGAUCUGUGGUUGGAUACUGUUUCAAAAUGUGUUGUGCCCAAUUUGGCAUUCAGAUUCA
Molecule: messenger RNA, 2154 nt
Organism: Musa acuminata AAA Group (dessert banana)
Lineage: Eukaryota; Viridiplantae; Streptophyta; Magnoliopsida; Zingiberales; Musaceae
Product: probable magnesium transporter NIPA8
Exons: 15
Coding region: 639-1961 (440 amino acids)
Biological process (GO): magnesium ion transport
Cellular component (GO): membrane
Molecular function (GO): magnesium ion transmembrane transporter activity
Source: RefSeq, a predicted model, not a curated record